CCUACUGUGUACCAGGCACAAGUCUAAAGGGGAGCCACAGACGACUCAGGACAACACAAUGAGCUCUCUGAUGUGGGGAGCCCUGGGUACUGGGGGAACCUGGAAGAGGGGUCACUCCCUAAGCUGUGGAGUGCAGGAGAGGCUCCCUGGAGGAGGUGAAGCUUGAGUGGAGUCUAGAAGGUUGAUUAAGAGUUAACCUGGGCAGAGAAGUGGGGGAAGUGUUCAAGGCAGGGGAAGUGGGAGACAUGCAUGACCUGUUCUUGGCACUUCAAUAGCAAAGUAUGCUCUUAAGGUGGUGGUCAGAGGGGGUUCGGCAGAAGCAGGUCACAGUGGGCCUUGAGUCGCAUUAAGGAGUUUGGGCUUUGUCCUGAAACUGGUGUAGGGAAACUGAAGGAUUCUAAGCAGCAUUGGCAAGAUGGCCUCGGCUGCAGUUUGGAGCAUAGAUUAGAGGACCUAGCCUGGAAACGGCUGCAAUGCUCCAGAGCACAAGGUUAUCAUCGUGGGACUGGACAACGCAGGAAAGACCACCAUUCUCUACCAGUUCCUGAUGAAUGAGGUGGUCCAUACGUGUCCCACCAUCGGUAGCAACGUGGAGGAGAUUGUUCUGCAAAAAACGCACUUCCUCAUGUGGGACAUAGGGGGACAGGAGGCUCUGCGCUCCACCUGGAACAUGUACUACUCCAACACUGAGUUCAUCAUCCUUGUGAUUGACAGCACGGACCGGGACCGGCUGCUGACCACUCGGGAGGAGCUGUACAAGAUGCUGGCCCAUGAGGCUCUUCGAGAUGCUUCCGUCCUGAUCUUUGCCAACAAGCAGGACAUGAAGGACUCCAUGACCACUGUGGAGAUCUCCCAACUCCUCACUCUUAGUGCCAUCAAAGACCACCCGUGGCACAUACAGGGCUGCUGUGCCCUCACCGGGGAAGGGUUAGUGGCUUCCCCACCUGGACCUCCAGGGCCUGGCCCCACCAAUGGACGAUUGACCAUCAGAACUCUCUCCUGUCGGAAUCUGGCUCACAGUUAUCUCCUGGGCCAAAUCAGUUGAGCACCUGCCUACAGUUAGGAUGCUGUGGGUAAGCGGUGAGCAAGACAGAGUCCCUACUCUCAAGGGGCUUGUUCUAGUGGGGAGAGAGAUGACGUUCCACCUACACGCAAACGUUUUAUGUUCUGAUAAACGCUAUGAAGAAAGUGAAAUUGGAUAACAGUGAUAGAGGGGCAGGACGGGUCUGACUUAGCUCUGGUGGUCAGAGACAGCCUCCACUAGGAGGUGACUUUUGAGCUGAGACCUGAACAAAGAGGAGAGAGCCA
This is a messenger RNA of Ceratotherium simum simum (southern white rhinoceros), 1308 nucleotides long. The record is from RefSeq and is a predicted model, not a curated record. Lineage: Eukaryota; Metazoa; Chordata; Mammalia; Perissodactyla; Rhinocerotidae.